Archocentrus centrarchus (flier cichlid) is the source of this 2923-nucleotide messenger RNA. It is a transcript of the gene homer2, whose product is annotated as homer scaffold protein 2. NCBI's taxonomy places the organism in Eukaryota, Metazoa, Chordata, Actinopteri, Cichliformes, Cichlidae. The coding region runs from base 146 to 1213 and encodes 355 amino acids. Gene Ontology annotation, biological process: G protein-coupled glutamate receptor signaling pathway. The record is from RefSeq and is a predicted model, not a curated record. Gene Ontology annotation, molecular function: G protein-coupled glutamate receptor binding. The transcript has 10 exons.
GAACGGGCUUCUAUGAGGCUGAGCUUGACAGCCCGGUGAGUCGAGUUUACGAAGAAGUGCUCUCUCAUAUCUCAGCUGUCUCUCAGCGGCGAGAGGACUUGUUCGGAGCUGGCGCACCGGGGAGUUGUUCCUCAAGUCCGCGGCAAUGGGGGAGCAGCCAAUCUACACCACCAGGGCCCAUGUCUUCCAAAUUGACCCAACCACCAAGAAGAACUGGGUUCCUGCCAGCAAGCAGGCUGUCACAGUCUCCUAUUUUUAUGACAGCACGCGUAACAGCUACCGCAUUAUCAGUGUGGAUGGAUCCAAGGUGAUCAUCAACAGCACAAUCACACCUAACAUGACGUUCACCAAGACGUCACAGAAGUUUGGCCAGUGGGCUGACAGCAGGGCCAAUACCGUGUUUGGAUUGGGCUUCGCUUCAGAGCAGCAGCUUACAAAGUUUGCUGAGAAGUUCCAGGAGGUAAAAGAAGCAGCCAAACUAGCAAGGGACAAAUCUCAAGAGAAGGUGGAGACGUUGAGUAAUCACUCCCAGUCGGAGUCUGGACGUGAAACACCCUCAAACAACCAGGCGUCCAGCAUUAAUGGGACAGACGAUGAGAAAAUCUCUCAUGUCGGUCCAGAGGCUGCUCUCCUGAAGAGUGAGAAUGAGCGUCUCAAGAGUGCAGUAGAGCAGAGCAACACCAACGCCAAGAAGUGGGAAACAGAGCUUCAGACUUUAAGAGAAAAUAAUGCCAGACUGGUGGAUGCACUGCAGGAGUCUUCAGCUAAUGUAGAGAGCUGGAAGAAACAGCUUAGUGCCUGCAAGGAGGAGAGUGACACGCUCAGACAAAAGAUUGCUGAACUAGAAGCCCAGUGCAAUGAAGCCAAUCAGGAGAAGGAGAAAAACGCCCAGCUGACUGUGCGGGUAAAGGAGCUGGAGGCUGAGCUACAGGACAAGGAGCAGGAGCUGGAGAACUUGAGGAAGCAGGCAGAGAUAAUCCCUCAGCUCAUGUCAGAGUGUGAGAGCAUCACUGCAAAACUGCAGGCUGCAGAGACGAGGAACAAGGAAUUGGAGGGGAGAAUACAGGGUCUUCAGUUGGACAUAGAUGACAGCCGACAAAAGCAGGGAAACAUGAAGAUCGAGCUGAAGAAUUUGAUGGAUGUUCUAGAUGGAAAGCUAGAUGAGCUGCAAGAGUUCAGGCAGGGGCUCUCCAAGCUGGGUGUUGAUAACUGAAAAAAGUAGCACUGAGCUGAAAGGGUCGGAGGUCAGGUACAAAGGAUUCACUACGGGGCAGAAACUGUGUGGCACCUACUCCCCCAGGGUGAUGUCCACACAGACACAAUUCAGCUUUGGCUUCUAAUAAACACUACCUUGUGAGAAAGAGAAAUGUUUUGGGGAGGGAGAGAGAGAGACUGGCAGACUAAAAGGAGGAAGGCCAGCGCACUCCACCAAAUGGCUCGAUUUUGUGUGCUAGCAUUGCAAAACUAAAUCUAGAGUCACACUUUGAGCUUACUUAACCGUUUCUGUGGGGGAAAACAGGUUUAAAAAGCUGGUGGUGGGUUCUUAGAUUCUGUCCAUCUGUCUUUCUUUUUUUUUUUUUUUUUCCUGAAGGCAGCACUUCUGCACAAGGAAGUCUGAGCUUAGAGUAGAAGAGGGGACUUAAAGGGCUAAAAUGAACAACACGCAAAGACGACGCUGCUCAGCAUCACUCAAGUAAUAAUUGGUGUUAAUCUUUGUGUCCCGCUCGAGAAUUAGAGAUGAAAUCUUUGUACAGGCUGUCCUCGCUGUUGCCUCUCUUCUAUCUCAGGUGUGUUCGAAGACAGUUUGUACUCAUUAGAUUAUAUGCACAUAUAUGACAAAUGGCCGCGACACAAAGUGCCUCCAGGUGAGCAUAAAUCUACCUGGCAAGGAGAACUGGCCAAGUGAUGACCAUCACCAUAAUAACAACUUUUUUUUUUCUUCUUCCUGUAAGAAAACCUGAAGAUAAGUAAAUAUUCUUUAUAAAUAAAUGAGAUGAAAACACAGACGGGCAUGUCCACCCUGAGGAUGUUAAUGUGAUGAGAAACAUAAAGGACACUAAAAAGAAAAAAAGAGGGCCUGCAGCAGACUUUAUCAACUCUUUUAAGAAAACACUGCUUUUGACUAUAUUAAAGAAGGGGAAACUCUUCCUUUCCCAGGAGCUUUCUUUCAGAAACAUCCAAAAUAAUAUUAGGAACUCCAUAUUGUCAUGAGUGUAGAGUAGUGUAGUGUUUAAAAAUGACUUUGUGUGCCCAAUAGUAUUGCUCAUUUGUAGAACAAAGAUGUCUACGAGGCUCUCUGUGCUUCCUACACACUCGGUUUUUGUUAUGGUGGUGGUUAUUUUUGGGUGAGGGGACUCGGUGCUGCUCAAUGGGUGGAUGAUGUGAAAGUGUGCUUCACCUUAGAUGGCAUGGGCCUUUUCACUAAAAAAAAAUAAAAAAGAGAGAAAACCUGUCGGAUUGUUUUGGGUUUUUGUUUUAUGCAUUUAUUUAUUUUUGGUGCCUCUCUGCAACUAGUGUUUAUAGGACAUAACCAAGUAAAUCAACCAUAACCGUCUCCACGGGUGUACGAUAAAAAUAUUAGGGUCGAGAGUUUUUAUUAUGAUUUUCAGGAUGACUCGUCAGGAAGUCCAUCUUGAAAUUUGCUCUGUUUGAAAUCAAAGGCACAUGUUGUAGUGACAUAUUUACUCUGUAAUACUUUAAAGUCUUUAUUUUUCAUCACGGUUUUGAUCUUGUCUUAAAGUUGAGAUAUCAGAUGAAGGGAUUUUUCUUUUUCUUUUUUUUUUUUUUUUUGGCUUAUUGUUCUCUCUGUUUUGCCCUCCUGUUUGUAACUCACCUGAAUCUGGAUAACACAAUGUAUGAUCCUUCCUUUUGAACCGAUGCCUCUUGUGCACUUUUGUGAUUCCUGUUCAAUAUUGUACAAUAG